Messenger RNA from Pieris napi, 2487 nucleotides. RefSeq lists its product as uncharacterized. The transcript has 5 exons. Lineage: Eukaryota; Metazoa; Arthropoda; Insecta; Lepidoptera; Pieridae. Gene Ontology annotation, biological process: positive regulation of protein phosphorylation; DNA damage response; cell population proliferation. The record is from RefSeq and is a predicted model, not a curated record. Gene Ontology annotation, cellular component: nucleus. Bases 307 to 2349 code for a protein of 680 amino acids.
UCAAGUGUCAACAAAAUUUGUGGAAGGAGACGAUUUGCGAUUAAACAUUUUAUUUAUUUUCUAUCAUAUUAGUUAAUUACUAUUGUAAAGAAAGAUCUAGUGAUAAAGACGGUCAACAAUCAUUUUACUAAACUUUUAGACAAAAACCUCGUUUUUGAAUAUUUCGAGUUGUAAUAAAAAGCAUUUUAUACUUAAAAAUAAUCCAGAAAAGUUGUUUUAGUAAAUUAACGAAACGCUUUAAUAAACAUUUCCUACGUUUAUUUAAGCGGAUUUGAAAGUUAUUGUGGUAUUUAUUAGUUAAUAACCAUGGAGAAUGCACAAAUAGUAACCAAAUUGAAACUUUUAUUUGAAAGAAUUGCUCAACCCGAUUAUAUCUUGGACCACCACUAUGCCGAUAAUUUUUUCAUUAAAUUAAGCUCCAAUGACCCAGAUGUGCAAUAUUUAAAAUCAUUGCCUAUGUUGCCAGAUAUGUUAAUAGCAGCCUUUUACCGCACAGACAAUUACCAUGUCACAGUGAAAGUUUUUCUUGUAAGAUUGCUGGCUUUCAUUACACAUAAUGAAGUCAACUUUGCAAAAUUUAGUGCUAAAAAAGGAGAUGAUUUGGCUAAGGCUUUUGAUCAGAUUAACUCUCCAGACAUGCAUACAAGUUUGAGAGUAGCAAAUAUGGAGGUAGCCUUAGCACUUUUAAAUCACAAUUCUGGAGUUCAUUGGUUACUUGAAUCUAAUUCAUGGCAAAAAAUAUUAACACUCUGUAAUGAAAAAAGAACUGUUUUUAUAGUUAGACAGACUUAUAAGUUUGUUUCGACUUUUAUAUGGAAACUGAAGAAUUUUGGUGAUGAUGCUAAUGUGAGACAUGUUCUAUCUUUCAUAUUGAAACCUGUAAUUGAUGCAGACUUAAUUCAAAAACAAUCAAUAACAAGUGAAGAAGAGGAUGAACUGUGUAAAAUGUAUGAACCAAUGAUGCAAAUGUUGCUCACUAUUGUGAGCAAUGAAAAAGAAAUCAAAUCUCAAAACUGUGUAAUGCGUUACCUACUGCAAGAGUUUCAAAUAGAGGCAUAUUGUUAUAUCAUGCUUGAUAGAUUAAGGAGAGAAGAUAUUUGGUUGCUUACAACAAAAUUUCUAUUUUGGUCAGCUAUUGGUAAAUUAUUCCUUGUAAAAAUACUUCAGCCUGGUGCUAAAUUUGAGAAGGGAGAUUUUAUGGAAUUAGCUGUCACUUACUUUAACACAAUACACAGAUUAAUACAAAAGCGUUCCCCGAAGUUACUAUUUGACUAUUGCAAUGCAUGUAAUUUGAUUUGGGGAAGGGUGUGGAAUCAUGAAGAACCAAUAAGAUGGGACGUAAAUGAAAAACAUAUGGAAAUGCAAAAACAGUUGCUCAUAGUAAGUCUUGUGCCUCCAUUGGUGUAUGUUACUCUAGGUAAGAAUCAAUCCUUAGAUGAGAGUGAGGGUGAAGUUGAAUUGUAUAUCAAUACAAUAAUGCAAUCUACUUGUGAACAUGCAGCCCGAGCAGCCUACGCAGUUCGCAACAUGAUGACACAACUAGAUGUUCUGCAAGUAACAUUACUCAGUGUAAAAAGACUAACAUUCCUUGAAAAUAAUUUAAACAAUGAACAAGCAAAUAUAGUGUUUCAAGCAAUGUUCUAUGUAAUAAAAGAGUUUGAGCCAUUUGAUGAAGAAGGUUUAUCAAGGACGGAUUAUUGCUACGGAGAUGAAAUAGACAAGAUAUCAAUAAUGGCGUAUGUUCUUGAUACAUUAUUGUUUCUGAUUAAGAACUACAAUAUAAAUUGGAAAGAGAGCUUAGAAGUGAUAUGUUUGAAUGCGGUUGUGUAUAAUGUGUUGAAGAGGCCUAACUUAAGUUGUAAAUUUGUAGUAACAGCUCUAAAUGUGAUAUCAACCACGAUAAAGAAGUCACUGACUCCAAAUCUGUCUCUCCUACUCGACACAAAACCAGGGUCUGGAAUGCAUGAGAUUGGAAUGCUUAUAUACACGAAGAUGCAUGACCUCAACUGGGAAAUAAGAGAUACAGCUCUGGAGCUUCUUCUUGUCUGCACUGAACUCUCACUUAUUAAAUUCCCUCCAUUCCAAAAGCAGAUUAUGUCUCACAAGCUGAUAAAUGUUGCCAUGACGAUGGCACUCAAUGAUCAUGAGUUCUAUGUGAGAGUUUCGGCGCUUAAAUGCGUGGCUGCUGCAACAAAAGUCAACCUGAUAUGGGAACAAGUAACCUCUGAAUUCCCCAAUGUUCAGGAGCUUAUACUGGCGCACCUCUGCACAAAUCCUGAAGGCAUAGUUCGAAAAGAGACAUUCAACGUGCUCAGUGAAAUAUACCAGAAUAUAAAACUGACUCUAUGAACAAUUUUUAAAUGCCUCUCUCAGUGACUUUCAUUGGGAAGUCCAAAUAAGUGCCUUGAAGUUUUGGCGAGUUGUCAUCCACUCGUUGCUUGGAGAUCAAGGAAUGUUGGACGGAACUUUUCCUCCGGUCACCUUCUC